Molecule: messenger RNA, 7885 nt
Organism: Cynoglossus semilaevis (tongue sole)
Lineage: Eukaryota; Metazoa; Chordata; Actinopteri; Pleuronectiformes; Cynoglossidae
Product: NACHT, LRR and PYD domains-containing protein 3-like
Exons: 10
Coding region: 1725-5120 (1131 amino acids)
Molecular function (GO): protein binding
Source: RefSeq, a predicted model, not a curated record
UUGUGGUACAUGCAUCAAAUUUUAAUUUUUUACGUUAUUAUAACUUCUUCAGGUAACUGCGUUUUUAUUGUUGAAUAAAGAAGAAACCUUAGUGCACGAGAACUAAAUUACACAGCCUACCAGCGGGACAACAGAUGUCAGAUGCCAUUAAAAGCCAGACUGAUGGGGGUGGGGUGCAUUUAUUAGGGUUGAUGUCAAUGUCAUGUAAAUGGGGGUCUGUCAUUACCGGCCCACACCAGGCCCCGUCAGUCUUUGAGAAACUCUGAGCAUUGAUUUCCAACAAACUAGUUUUGAUUUUGUCAUUUAAGAUGAUUUUUUUUUUUUUGCUGCAAUAUAUCAUAUGGUGUUGUAGCUUCUGUCAGUCGUGGUGUCUGUGCUCACAGCGUCCCGUUUCACAUUGAUGUGAUAUUGAAGGUCAGAAGGUUAAAGAAAAAUUCUUUGUUGCACAACCCUGCUCUUACCCGAGUGUCCACCACAAAGUAGAAGCAAAAAAAAAAAAAAAAAUCAGUCGCUCCAACAAGUUGUGCAAAGUGGUCUUGUGUACGAUCACCAAACAUUCUUGUGCACUGACAUCACUCUCCGACUGGUGAACAAACCGUAGGUGUGUAUCUGUCACCUACGGCCUGGAGUGUGAGCAUCAUAGUUAUUUUUUGUGCUAGAAAUAAGGAAGCUGUGAACGUGGAACAUUUAAACUUACAACUGACUGACUAACUAACUAACUAGUUUACAAGGGAUUAGUUCAAAGAAGUUGUGUUGACUCGCACAGUCUCUUCACACACACAAAGACACACACACUCAGACUGUGUGCAUGGAGCAAGUCCGACUCUCAAUAGCUUUUGUUAAAUCUCUUCAGCUUCUUUUUACCCCUGCUUCCUGUCCACAGGGAGCAGCGCUGCUCACGUGCACACGAGCGUGCAUGUGUCUCAUGGUUUUUGUGCAGGCCCUUAUGUGUUAAACAAAAAAGAUUUUAGCAGGGCUAAGGGACAGAAUACCCUUUGGUUUGAAACCCAAAAGAUUGCUAAAACCAAUGCUACAGGUACACAUAAGGACUAAGAACAUAGGCACAGAAGGUAUAAUAUCCUUCUGUAUAUAGAUAUAUGCUUAUAUAUAUACUGUAUAUAUAGAUAAAAAAGAGCUAAAACUUUUCAAAAUGUUUCAAGUUACAAAAAACCCCCCAAAGCUAGCCAAAAUCGCUAAAGAUUAGUUCGGAAAAAACAUGUGAUAUUUGUAGUUGAUUGAACAAGAUUUGGCAAAAAAUAAGUUAUAAGUUAUAUAUAUAAAUAGCUAGCUAAUUCCCUUAUUCGUCCCACAGUGGGCAAGAUCACAGUCUUCUAUUCAGAGUCUUUGCAACCCACCCAGGCUGCCACAGGAGGCGCCAUUAGGAAUAUGUGGUUCCUCUGGGGCUCGAACCCAGGACCUUACUCGUGUAAAGCAGAUGUGUAAAGUGUGUAAAACAAAGUGCUUGUAUCGUACCAGAAUCUAACAGUAAAUGUUGCUCCUGUCUUUGUACUGCCAAACUCCUGACACUGUUAACCUACUUGAUUACAGUAAACUACCAAUGAGGACAAUGAGACGCUCAAACGAAGACACUCGCUGACUGGUGUGCUGUUGGCUGUGGGUCCCUGGAUUGACACGUUCAUCAGGAAGCAGUUUCUGGUCGGACGCCACAGUCACGGCACCUGACUUUUGGAGUACCGUUGCCUCCCGGAACGCCUCAUCUCUGGAUGGGUGAAGACUGUCUUCUUCUUCUCUUCUCCUCAUUGUCUCCGGCCAUUGUCAAACUGAGACCACUAUCUCAGGCUCCAGACAGUUUCCACUUCUCCAGAGGAUUUUGGCUGGCGAACAAGGAGGAGGAAGACAACAACCAUUUAAAACAAGUUCUACAUCGGCACGAACCUACAGGUUGUUUCUGGAGAACAGCAAAAGAGGAAGCAGAUAUGGCGCACGUUAAUGAUCAGCUGGUGCCAAUUCUGGAGGACUUGAAGGACGAUGAUUUCAGACGCUUCAAGUUUCAUCUGCAUAAGUUGGAGGAUAACCUUCAGCGGAUCCCACUGUACCGUCUUGAGUCAGCAGACCGGCUGGAAACAGCAAUUUUGAUGGGGCAGUAUUACCCAGAUCAGGUUUUGGAAGUGACCCAGGCUGUUCUCAAAAAGAUCCCUAGGUUGGACCUGGUGCAGGCUUUGUGUAACAACAGCCUUAAACCAAACGAGAUCUAUGUCAAUGUUAUAACACCUCCAGCAAUUCAUACGUUUGACCCUCUGCUCAACACUAGUGGAUAUGAAGAGUUCCCUGAACAGGAUCCAGAUCAAGAUCCAGACGUCGUCAUGCACCAGGGCCAGCUCCAGUCCUACCUCAAAGAUUGCUUCGUGGUGGUUAAAGAAGGCAUGUCAGAGAAAAAUAAAGCAGAGUGUCUAGACGACAUUUUUGUGGAGCUCUUCCUCACAGAUGGAGGUGAUAUAGAAAUCAAUGAGCAGCAUGAGAUAGACUGGAGUGGAAGCGCAAAAGCCAAGAUGGCAGAUGCAGAGAAGCUAAUUAACCCCAACAAGAUAUUCCAAAGUCCCAAUGACAAACCGAUACGAACAGUGCUGACGGCAGGAAUUGCAGGAAUUGGCAAAACCAUCCUUGUUAAAAAGUUUGUCUUGGACUGGGCCAACGGGAGGCAAAAUCAGGAUAUACAUUUUUUAUUUCCUUUCGGCUUUAGUGAACUCAAUUUGCUGAAGGACAAGCAUUUGACUUUUGCCCAACUUGUCUAUGAGAGCAUCUGGGAAACAAAAGGCAUCCCAAAGGAAUACCUCCAAAAGGUUUUCACAGAACUCCAAGCCUCGGGAUGUCGAGAUUACAAAAAUAAAAACAAUAAAUAUAAAAUCCUGUUUGUGUUGGAUGGACUGGAUGAAAGUCGCCUUCAGCUGGACUUAACUCAAAGCAAAAAGCCAUUAGUGCCCUUCGAUGUAACACAGUCUGCGUCAGUGGAGGUCCUGCUGUCAGCUCUAAUUCGUGGAGAACUACUUCCAUCUGCACGUAUUUGGAUCAGCACUCGGCCAGGUGCUGUCAAACUGAUCAAUGGUGACUUUGUCCAAAGAAAGACGCUAGUCAGAGGGUUUAACGAUCCACAAAAAGAGGAGUACUUCGAGAAGAAAUUCCCAGACAGAAAUCAGGCCGACACAAUAAUCUCCCACAUCAAGGCUUCACGAACUCUAUUCAUUAUGUGUCACAUUCCAGUCUUCUGUUGGAUCACCUCUAUUGUUCUGAAAGAGGUUCUGAAGAAGAAAGCAAAUAUGGAACUACCAACAACAUUAACGGAAAUGUACUCCGAGUUCCUGAUGUAUCAGAUCACAUCCACAGGAGAAAAAUGUGGCAAGAAACAGAGCAUUCGCUACAUCAAGUCAUUAGCAAAACUAGCUUUCGUUAAACUGAAUGAAGGUAACCUCUUCUACGAGAAAGACCUAAAAGACAGUGGCAUUAAAAGCCAUAAAGCCUCGUUGUACGUGGAUGUGUUGACGGAGGUUUUCGAGGAGGUGCACAGGUGGAGAGACGACGAUGCUCCCAAAAAAUACAGCUUUGUCCAUUUGAGCCUAAUGGAGUAUCUGGCUGCACUUCAUGUGGUGAUGUCUCUCAUUAACAAAAACAGGAACGUUCUGUCCUCAAAGCUGGAUCUGGAAAGGCUGUUCAAGCCGUGUGUGAAGAAAUCUUUGACAGAAGUUCACACGAUUGCAAUUCAGAACGCCUUACAAAGUUCUAAUGGACAACUUGACUUGUUCCUGAGGUUCCUGUUGGGUCUUUCUCUCCAGAGCAGUCAGGUCGUCCUUAAACCCCUGUUGAAGGGUUUCAAAGGGCAGACUCAGAACAAUUACCAGGAAACCAUUGAAUCCAUCCAGACAGGAAUAAGAGAGAAUACCUCUACUGAGAGAACAUUCAAUCUCUUUUACUGCCUCAAUGAGCUGAAAGAAAAUUCCUUAGUAAAUGAAAUCCAACAAUAUCUAAACCCAGAAAUUCUUCCCUCGAGCAACCUCACACCUCUCAACUGGCAAGCUCUGGUAUUCUUUUUAGUAUCGUCAGAAAAAACAGUGAAUGAAUUUGACUUGAGAAAAUACUGCCCCACAGAGGAAGGUCUCUUCAGACUGUUGCCAGUGGUGAAGGCUUCCAAAAAAUCAUUGUUGGUCAGCUGCAAACUGUCCCAGACUGUUUGUUUAGCCCUGGCAGAGGUUCUUUGCUCUGAGUCUUCCAUACUGACGGAGUUGGACCUAAGUGACAAUGAACUGAAAGACGCAGGAGCAAAGCGCCUAAGUUCUGGACUGCGGAAAGGAACUUGUGCCCUUAAAGUUCUCCGACUUUCAGGGUGCAUGAUCUCAGCUGAUGGAUGUAAAGUUCUGGCUUUAGCUCUGAAGGCCAACCCCUCCAACCUAAGAGAGCUGGACUUGAGCUUCAACCAUCCAGGAGAGUCAGUGAAAAAAAUGCUGAUGGAUUUGAAGAAAGACCCAAACUGUCAACUGGAUAUCCUCAAGCUCAACAACUGUGGACAAGAACGACUAAAGGCUGGUGUUAAGAAAUAUUUUUGCAAACUUGUCCUUGACCAAAACACAGCCCACACAAACAUGAAACUGUCCGACGGGAACACAGUUGUGACAGCUGUUGAAGAGAAGUUGCUGUAUUUUUAUCAUCUAGACAGAUUUGACUGUUGGCUUCAGGUGCUGGGCGACACUGGACUGAAUGGACGCUCUUACUGGGAGGUAUCGUGGAAAGGUAGUGCUCACAUUGGCGUAACAUAUAAAGGGAUAAUAAGAAAGGGACAGGGUGCGGACAUUGGCCUUGGGUCCAAUGAUCACUCCUGGGCACUGCUGUGCCAGGGAAAAGAAAGCUACUCUAUCCAGCAUGAAAAUGAAGUUAAACCCAUUAACCCCCCCGCAUCCCCUGCAACCCAAAAAGUGGCAGUUUUUCUGGACUUUCCAGCGGGAACUCUGACCUUUUACAAAGUUGGCUAUCAUAAGCUGAUCCCGCUUCACACGUUCACGUCUGAAUUUACAGAACCACUCUACCCAGCCUUUGGUUUUGGGGUUGACUAUUCUUCCAUAAAGUUUGGAUCAUCAGUAUCUCUCCCUGAAGCUUCAAAAGACAUGUUUUAGAUGGAGGGAUGAUGGGACAGAUCGAUGGACCUUUAGAAAUGAUGGACCUUGAUAAGUUUGGAUUGCACUUGUUGGCACUUAUUUAUCCCGCAAUGGGGAAAUUCACAGUGUGAGUCUUUGCAACCGACACAGGCUGCCACACGAGGCGCCAUUAAGUAUGUGGUUGCAACUCACAGUUUACCACAAUGGAAUCGCUGCUAAACAUUGUUGCCCGUAAACAUUUCUGGCCCAAACUUUCAUCUCUACUUAUACUCAAGUCCACAUGGACACUUUGUGCCAUUUGGAUUUUUUCCUUUAAUUUGGACAGAAUCUAAAAAUCUUGGACUAAAUGGUGGUUUUAAUGUUGACUGGAUCCUUCCUUCUUAUUGUUCUCUGUUUUUUUUUUUUGUCGAGAUUUUUGGGACAUUUCACCCUGUCAUAAUUUCUUUGGAAGAUUUCUAGGGCUCCUUAUCCAGGGGAGAGCUCUCAGGAACGGACCAAGUUGCAAAGGAUAUACGUUUGCAAAACACGUUAGAAUUGCGUCACUGAAGUAAUAUAGGAGUAGAGGAUGCAAAACGCAAACUUUCAAGUGGCAUCCCUACUGCAUACAACUAAAGAUUUCUUUGUGUACAUAUCUACAACAACACAACAAUACAAAGAACAAUAUUGAGAAGCUACCUGGGACAGACCUUUCUAAGGCCUAACCGCUAACUAUUGGCCAAGCUAAAUCUGUCACUCUUGAACUCUUCACUCACGGUUAGUUAAGCGAGAAUUUUUUUUUUUUUUUUUUACCGCAGUGUUCUUUUCAUCACCCCUUAACUAACCCAGUGUGUUGUGUACUGUAUGUAGGUUGCAGAGAAUUAAUUAGGCCACAGCAGUGACUAAUCUGACUGUUCAAGAGUGGAACUUAAUUUUCAAUUAAUUCAUUUGUUUCACACCUGGCUUCGUCGGCACUAACGUAGACUAAUUAUGUUUUGACUCUUUCCACUGAGCUGUUUUGCAAUUAUGUAAAAAUGAAAUUUACCCUCAGGUUUUCUCUCUUUCUCGCUCGGCCAUAAAUGAAACUGAAAUUUCACAAAGGCUGAGACACCAUUUAUCCCCAGGUUCAGGUGUUGAAUGUGUGUCUUUAGAUUUUGUUUGAUCUUUUACGAAUUUAAAAAAAGGAAAAAAAAAAGACAUUCGAUAAACAAUCUCAGCAACAUUUAAAGAAAAAAAGGCUUAAUCUGCUCAUUCCUUCACCUUGAUAUUCUGAGUCUGUAAUCUAACUGCUCACAGCUGCUUAGUCCAGAGGUUCCCAAAGUGGGGGGCGCGGCCCGUAGAGGGGGCACGGUGCCAUGAAGGUGGUGUAAAAUGAAUAUCCGAUAAUAAUAUUGUGCGAUAUCCGAUAAGUAUUAUUGGUCGAUCUUCUUGGAGCAGCAGUAGUAGCCAAACGGGGCAACGCUAGCAUAAAAUGACGUUUUUUUUUAACAGUUAGCCCACGUCAUCCCCAAAGCAGAGGAUUACGCAUUGGUGUGUGUGUGUGUAUGUGUGUAUGUGGCUUGUUUUCUUUUUUGGGUGGGGGGUUUAAAAAGCAGAAAAGGUUUGGGAAACCCUCGUUUAGUGUAUGUGUGUGUGCCUGUGUGUGUGUGUGAGAGUGUGUUUUUACUUCAGGGUAUAUAAGGUUUGAUUUGUACUGGGACUGUGCAGCUUUCAGUUUCUCUCAAUGUCACAGGCAGUGUGUGUAUGUGUGUGUGUGUGUAUGUGUGUGUGUGUGUGUGUGUGUGUGUGUAAUAAAGGUUUCAUGUCAGGUUAUAAUCCUGUCAGGCUCAGAAACCUGAACUGACGUGUACAAGAUGGAGGAGGAGAGAGAGAGAGAGAGAGAGACAGACAGUCAGAGAGAGAGAGUGAGUGAGUGACAGGUUCUCUUUUUCGCUUAAGGGGGGUUACUAUGGUAACGUGCCUCCCUCUUUCUCUAUGUUGCCAUGGAUGCGAGUCGGAAAACGACUUUUGCCUCUGUGCCUGCGAGCAAAUGUGCCCCAGGAUGUACAGGAACUAAGCUAAAAAAAUAUUUAUAGAAUUUUUUUUUUUUUAACCAAACGAAAAUAAAAAAGUUGUUAGUUGAAAAGAGACAUUAUACGGUUUAGAAAUAAAUGAAAUAAAUGUUGUUUAAAUGUGAUUUUUUAUUUUUCCAUUUGUUUGUUUUUUUUUUCCUCUUCGUGGUGAUUGGCUAGUAAAUACCUGCCACUUCUUAAAGUUAUUUAUUGUAGAACGGAACGUUUCUUGUCAUUCGUUAGUUUUCACAUGUUACAUUUAUACCUUGUUUUUUGACUUAAAGGUUUGUAUUUAAAUGUUUUUGUUGUUCUUAUUAUAAUGUUUUAUGAGACAUUUUCAAAAAUACAUUUACAUUUCAUAUAAAGUGACCAGUUAAAGCUUAAAGAAACCUAAAUUUCAAACUGAAACGAGACAAAAAAAAGUAAGAAAAAGGGAAAAAAAAAACACCUUAAAAAAGGAAAAUGAUCAAAUUGUUACAUUGUUGAAGUCAUGCUAUCUAUAUGAACAUUCAGGAGCCACUUUAUUCAUGCCUAGAACAACAUUUGAUUAACCAAGAAAUGAGUUAGCAGAUGAGCUGUUCAUAAAAAUGGUUUAGUUCAUGCUAAGUGACCAGCAUUUGGGAAUAAAAGAGCUAAUUAAAGAAAUGUGCUAAAGAAAAAAAAAACAUGGAGAAAAGCGUUAGAAAAAUUCUCGUGUCUGUAAUGACCACUUUUCCGACUCACAUCCUAAUAAAAGGUUUGGUGGGACAGAAAAUG